Messenger RNA from Gymnodraco acuticeps, 1800 nucleotides. It is a transcript of the gene f9b, whose product is annotated as coagulation factor IXb. The transcript is spliced from 8 exons. Gene Ontology annotation, biological process: blood coagulation; proteolysis. Gene Ontology annotation, molecular function: serine-type endopeptidase activity; calcium ion binding. Lineage: Eukaryota; Metazoa; Chordata; Actinopteri; Perciformes; Bathydraconidae. The record is from RefSeq and is a predicted model, not a curated record. Bases 75 to 1709 code for a protein of 544 amino acids. Gene Ontology annotation, cellular component: extracellular region.
GAUCUGUUUCUCCAGCGCUGAGUUCAGGCUUCAGCUCUUCAGUCAACAGCAGAAGGACAACUGACAACAACAAGAUGGCCGGAGUUUGUUUACUGACUUUCAUCGCUGGUAUACUGCUGAAGGAGUACGGACUGGCCGCUGUCAUCGCUGAGGAAAACACAGGAGCCGUGUUUGUGUCUCAGAGGCAGGCGGACACGGUGCUGCGUCGCAUCCGCAGGUUCAACACCCCUUUAGAAGAAGUGUUUAAAACAGCUAACCUGGAGCGGGAGUGUAGAGAGGAAACCUGCUCCAUGGAGGAGGCCAGGGAGGUGUUUGAGGAUAUUGAACAAACUAUGACUUUCUGGGCCAGCUACAUCGAUGGGGACCAGUGUCAGCCUCCCCCCUGCCAAAAUGGAGCUUCGUGUGAAGACGGGGUCAACAACUAUGUCUGCUGGUGCCAACCAAAUUUUGACGGCAAGGACUGUGAGAUUGAGGUGACCGAGCAGUGUUCGGUCAACAAUGGUGGAUGCUCCCAUUUCUGUUCCAUGAAGAAAGAUCAACCCGUGUGUCAGUGUGCGGCCGGUUACAGACUGGGGCCAGACAAGAGGAGCUGUGAACCUAGAGAACCAUUCAGCUGUGGCCGCGUGGACACCAGGUUCCUCCAAACCCCGCGGUCAUUAAACACAACACACAGCUCUGAGAGAAAAGACAAUUCCAGCGACACCCUGCAGGAUUACCUCUAUGAGGAUGAUCUAAUGGAGUUUUAUGAUGACUACAACCUCCGUACAAAUGACUCAGACCUGUCCAACAUCUCUCUGGCCUCUGCAGCAAAGAUCAGAUCAGUGAGGUCGGAUUCAAGCUUCGAGCAGAGUGAUGUCUCUGAAGUGGCCUCAGAGAAAGAGCUACUGCCAUCCUGGUCUUUCUUCCCCACACUCCCCACCAUCAUAGAGAAAAAAGAAAUUGGCACGAGGAUUGUGGGAGGCAAUGAGGCCAUUCCUGGAGAAAUACCUUGGCAGGUGGCCCUGAUGUUUCACUCAACCGUCCUUCAUAGAGCGCAGCCGUUCUGUGGAGGAUCUCUUCUCACUGAGUUAUGGGUCAUCACCGCUGCCCAUUGUCUGUUGCCGUCGGAUAACUCUAAAAGUGGUUUCUUUGUCAGAGCUGGUGAACAUGAUGUGAACAAGGACGAGGGUCCGGAGCGAGACCAUUUGGUUGCAGAGCAGCACAUCCACCCCUUGUACAAUGACAAGAAGUCCAAGUUUAACCACGAUAUUGCUCUGCUGAAGCUCGCCAAUCCAGUGGAACUGUCCAACGAGCGCCGUCCCAUCUGCUUCGGCCCCAAAGACUUUAUAGAAAACCUCUUGAGGGACUCGAGCAGCUCCACGGUGAGUGGCUGGGGCAGGUUGAGGUUUCAGGGCCUCGAGGCCACCAGGCUCCAGAAGCUGGAGGUCCCUUACGUGGACCGGACCCUGUGCAAACAGAGCAGCCGGGACCACGCCACGGUCGUCACGCGCUACAUGUUCUGUGCCGGGUACUCGAGUGAGAUGAAGGACUCGUGCCAGGGGGACAGUGGGGGGCCCCAUUUCACCAAAUAUAAAGACACUUGGUUCCUGACCGGCAUCGUCAGCUGGGGGGAGAAUUGCGCCGCGGACGGGAAGUACGGAGUCUACACUCGAGUCUCAAGGUACUACGCGUGGAUCAGUCAGAAAACAGGCCUUCGAGUUAAGAACUGACCGCGUAACACAGCUGUCAUGAAAACAUGCAGAGGAAGUGAACUACUGAAUGAUGUUAAUGUGGAUUCUUCAAUAAAGGUAAUUCAAAUAU